AUGCAAAAUCCGCUCGAGGGCCUCGGCGUGCUGCUGUUCUCCGGCGCGGAGUCGCGCAUUUACGAGUGCCUGGACGGCGCGCAGCCGGCGCUGCUGAAGCACCGCUACAGCCGCAGCUACCGCCACCCGGAGCUCGACGGGCGGCUGCGCAAGCUGCGCACGCGCGCGGAAGCGCGCUGCCUCGCGAAGGCGCGCAAAGCCGGAGUCCGCGUGCCGGAAGUGUUCAAGGUCGACGAGGCCGCGGGCGUGCUGGUCAUGCAGAAGCUGGAGGGCGGCACGCUCAGUGCCGCCGUCGCUGCAGGCCCGGAGAACUUGAAGCCUGCGUUGUGGCGCGAGAUCGGCGAGACGCUGCACGCGCUGCACUUCAAAGCGAAUUUGACGCACGGUGAUCUCACGACGUCGAACUUUUUGCUUUGCUCGGACGGCGUGUACGUCAUCGACUUUGGUCUCGGCGAAAUGCGUUCGAACGCCGAGACGUGCGCCGUGGACCUGCUCUGCUUUUACAAGGCGUUUCACACCAAGCCGGUGACCGCUUUGGCCUUCAGUCCGUGCUUGCGCUUUUUGGCUUCGGGCGGCGUCGAUAAGCUCAUCUGCAUUUGGGACUUGCAUGAUUGCCGCUUGAUCAACAAGAUGGCUAGCCACCAGAAGCCGGUCUGUCACGCCGCCUUUUCGCCGGACGGCAAGCACCUCGCGUCCGCCGGCUUCGACAACUCCGUAAAGCUCUGGAACGGCUACACCGGCGGCACUACAAAGUCGUGA
Dermatophagoides pteronyssinus (European house dust mite) is the source of this 759-nucleotide messenger RNA. Its product is annotated as EKC/KEOPS complex subunit Tp53rk-like. The record is from RefSeq and is a predicted model, not a curated record. Lineage: Eukaryota; Metazoa; Arthropoda; Arachnida; Sarcoptiformes; Pyroglyphidae.